AUGUCAAUAACUCAGGACUCACGGUCCCGAGAUGCAAAUGCAGAUGACAACAGGAGAAAGUUGACUGACGAGGUUAUGCGUAUGUAUAAAGAGGCCACGCCUGCAGAGACGAGUGUGGAAAAGAGGAAGAAGCAUGAAGAGAUCGGCAAGAAAUUCCACGAGUCGAGAAUGAAGCAAAAGAAGUUUACAAGCGCAAAGAAGCAAUCACGUAGAGGUCCUUCAACUUAA
Fusarium pseudograminearum CS3096 is the source of this 228-nucleotide messenger RNA. RefSeq lists its product as uncharacterized. The transcript is spliced from 3 exons. The record is from RefSeq and is a predicted model, not a curated record. Lineage: Eukaryota; Fungi; Ascomycota; Sordariomycetes; Hypocreales; Nectriaceae. The coding region runs from base 1 to 228 and encodes 75 amino acids.